AUGAAGGUAAUGUUGUUGAAGGAGGAGGAAAGGAAGCGUAGGUUGAGGAAGAGGGCCAUGAUGUUUCAAGGAACCCUCUUCUCGAUAGAGAUGAGCGAAGAACCACGAUCAUGGGACAGAAUCAAAACAAAUCGCUUGAACAUUGUUGACAAGCAUGUGAACUGCGAUGAGUUGGUUCGACGAUUGACUUGCAAUGAAGUGUUUACAGUCAACGAGGAGAAAACGAUCCUAAAAAUAAAAGAUCCUACUGAGCGGAAUGAUGAAUUCUUCCACACCCUCUAUUCCAAGAACCCACAAACGGCUGUUGAUGUCUUCUUUCAGGCACUCAUUGACAUGCAAAGGCAGGACGUCGUGGACUUCUUGCAAGAUUUGAAAGCCCGCAUCGACAGAGUAUGGCUGAAGUUCAUCAAGAUUAGAAACCCGGAUGAUGUCAUGAAAAGGAUGAUGAACCGCGGUAUUCUCAACAGUGACGAAAUAAGGACUGUCAACGAAAAUAAAUACAAGGAGCAGAAAAUGUACAGUCUUGGUGAUGUCCUGGGGAAGAAGAACGGAAGAAAUCUGCCCCUCAUAUCUAGAUGCCUCCUUGAGGUUGGCCAUCGACCUAUCGCUGAGGAGCUCCUCCACUCCUCUAAAGUAGAGCUCGACGCUUACCUGGCUGGUUCAGACUUCAAGAUAUAUGGAGAAAAAAUUAUGCAUGUCCUGGAAGAAGGAAAGGCCAGUUUACUGGAGGUGAAGCGCGUGCUUGAUAGCCGGGAGUCAGGUGAGGGAAUGAACAAAUUGAAGGACAUGGUUGAGUGUUUGAAGAAAUCCGAAGAGGAAAGGAUGGACCAACUGAAGAGCAUGGCUGAUAGCUUUGAGAAAUCUGGAGGAGAAAUAAUGGAACGAUUGCAGUGUGUAGCUAACGAUUUGAAGAAAUCGGAAGGUGAAGGAGGGCAACUAUUGACAAGCAUGAUUGAUAGUUUGAAGAAAUCCGAAGAAGAAAGGAUGAAAGAUAUGAAGAGGGUGAUAGAUCUUUCGGAGAAUUCGGAAGGAAAAAAGAUGGGCCAGAGUAUUUUCGAUAAGACGGUCGAAAUUAGCACGAAGGUUGACAAGCUGCUGCUCAUCAGGCCUGAAGCUGAAGAUGGUCCUCUCUCAGAAAUACUGAAGGAACUGGGAAAUGUUGGCAAGGAAAAGGACCAGGAGAUAAAGGUGCUGAAAGAGCAGCUCCUGAACAUGUCGAAGACUUUGACUGAAGUGGAAGGACGGAGAGCAAAGAGCGAGGACAUAAGUAAAAGACUUGAGAAGCGACUUCAAAGGGAGCAGUCCAUGCGUCAAAAGAGGGAAGCAGAACUCAAUGACGCCAAGACUCAGGCUGAAGAGAUGCAGAUUCAGAGCGAGAACCAAUCAAAGACACUGGCUAAGGAAAAGGAGGAGAAGGCAAGGCAGUUUACGGAGCUGAAGGCACAACAGGAGACUCAAAGGCAUGCAUUUGAGGAGCAACUCAAAAGGGAGGAGUUCAUCCGCCAAGAGAGAGAGAUGGAGCUCAACAAAACCAAAGUUGAGGUCUGUCAUUCAAGGUUAGAGUGGUAA
Molecule: messenger RNA, 1569 nt
Organism: Darwinula stevensoni
Lineage: Eukaryota; Metazoa; Arthropoda; Ostracoda; Podocopida; Darwinulidae
Source: the annotation of a GenBank genome assembly